Molecule: messenger RNA, 1310 nt
Organism: Thalassophryne amazonica
Lineage: Eukaryota; Metazoa; Chordata; Actinopteri; Batrachoidiformes; Batrachoididae
Gene: cnpy2
Product: canopy FGF signaling regulator 2
Exons: 5
Coding region: 86-661 (191 amino acids)
Cellular component (GO): endoplasmic reticulum
Source: RefSeq, a predicted model, not a curated record
UCUGCAGCUCAGGUGUCGACGUCAACAUAUUUCAGAGAAAGUGAUGGAGCAGCGCGGAGGAGCUCCACAGGUCUGAGAAAGCGCGAUGUUAGAGUGCGUGUGGAGGAUGAGGAAGGCGGCUGUGGUUCUGCUGUGUGAGCUCCUGCUGCUGCUCGUCCUGAGCUUCAGUCAGGCGGCCAGACAAGGACAGGACGUCAGAUGUGGAGCCUGCAGGGCUCUGGUGGACGAGAUGGAGUGGGCCAUCUCCCAGAUAGACCCCAAGAAAAUGAUCCAGACCGGAUCCUUCAGGAUCAACCCGGACGGCAGUCAGUCCGUCAGAGAGGUUCCUCUGGCACGCUCAGAGGGAUACCUCCUGGAGGUGAUGGAGAGAAUCUGUGAGAGGAUGGAGGACUAUGGAGAGAGCACGGACUCUUCCACAAACAGGAAAUCCUAUAUUCGGAUAACGUCUCGGACCGGGGAGCCCAUGGACCUGUCGGAGGCCACGCUGGAUUCGAGAGUCACUGCCAGUUUAAAGUUUGCAUGUGAAACGAUUGUUGAGCAGCAUGAAGAUGAAAUUAUUGAGUUCUUCUCUCAUGAGACCGAUAACGUCAAAGACAAACUCUGCAACAAGAGAACAGACCUUUGUGACCACGCUCUAAAAAUGCCCCACGAUGAGCUUUGAUGUCUGUUGUCUCAGCUGAACUAGAGAAGAUUUUGAUUUGAUAGGUCUAUACUGUAGCAGCAGUGGAAGAUGAACACAAAUCCUCAUAAAAAAAAAGAAAAUCCACUUGGUGCAUAUAAGCUCUACUUUGCCAUAUUUGAGUCUUUUCCUUUGCAUUUUUCAGUUUAUUUGUGCUAUUUGGAGUGCUCUUCUUCAAUUAUUCAGCAAAAAUCACAAGUUACUUCAAAACAUAAUAGAUGAGCAAGGUCUAGACCCAAAGCAGACACUCCCUCCUCACGCGCUCCUUCUCACAAGUCUCCAGAUGUGCUUUUAAAUGCCGCAGUUGCUGGUGUUAGAAGAGACUGAUGCUGGAAUCAGCUUCAGCUCCUGCACGCAUGCUCUACCAGAUAAAAACUGAAAACGUGACACUGACCUAACUGCUUUCCUGAGCGUAUUCACCAGGUACCAAUGCCGUCCUUCCUGGCCUUUUUCAUAUGGAAAAAGUCUGUGCCAAAGCAUAAUCUAAUGGAUCUGAUGUUUUUGAGCCACAAUAAACACCUCUGUGCUCAUUUAUUGGUAAUGGAAAUAAUGAUGAGCAGCUGAUGUAAAAUAUUUCAUUUAAACCUUGAUAGAGAAUUGGGAAAUUUUGAAAUGACCAAAACUGCACUUU